This is a messenger RNA of Mugil cephalus (flathead mullet), 10426 nucleotides long. RefSeq names its product DCC netrin 1 receptor (gene dcc). Gene Ontology annotation, cellular component: membrane. The coding region runs from base 2738 to 7294 and encodes 1518 amino acids. Gene Ontology annotation, biological process: cell-cell adhesion. The record is from RefSeq and is a predicted model, not a curated record. The transcript has 29 exons. NCBI's taxonomy places the organism in Eukaryota, Metazoa, Chordata, Actinopteri, Mugiliformes, Mugilidae. Gene Ontology annotation, molecular function: protein binding.
UCUAGAUCUUAUUGUGGUUUUUAGGUAUAGAUUGGAUGGGAGAUUUUUGUUAACAUACUGGUAAGGGGUUGCGUGAUUGAGUUGCCAUUUUGCAAAUGUUUUUGUCGUUUUUAGAUUAUGAGUCGGUGGGUUUCAGUGUUCUGACCUCAAAUGCCUCUAUGCCACUCCCACUUACAAACGGCCGGCGUGUAGUGCAACUAGACUGUCGCUUAGAUUGGGUUAUCAUUCACAACAGAGGCUUGACUCUUUUUAUUCCCUGUUGUAAUUGGGAAAGCUUCCUUUACCACAAAAAUCUUUCUUCUUCUUACAUUUUGUUAAUAUUUUUGCGUUUCUCAACAGCAUGUGUUCACAUGAUCACAAAAGGCACUUAAGUCAGCACCACUACAUCCUCCUCAGUCUCUUGCUUCCACCAGACAAAUGCCAAAAUACAUGUCGUUAAGCACUGUUUACAUUCAAACAGCAGAAAAAAAUCUUAUUGAAUAUUUUGAAAUGUAUUAAAUCUUUAAAGCAGAGGCUCAGAUGCAGUCUGCGUUGUGCAUGUACAAAUAAUUUCAGUAAACAUAAAACUAAAAAUAAUGAAACACAUAUUUUCAAAACAUCUGAGCAAUAGGACACAUCAACAGGUAUUGAACACAAAUAUAACUUAUAUUUAGCAGUGUAUCAAAAGGAAGCAUAUUUUAAUGAGUUUACAAAAUGAACUGAUGAAAACUGCCUUGAAUGUAGAUAUGUUUAUGGUUAAACAGAAUAAGGAGAUUAAAAAUAUCUAAAUGAUAAGAUUUCUGUUGACUUUAUCUCAUGAUAUUAACAUUUGAUGUGAUAGAUGUGAUUUCUCGUAAUGACGACAUUAUCUUGUUAUGAAUUUUAUCAGAUACAAAUGACUUUAGCUCAUAUUUCUGAUAUUUUGUUCCACAUAUAAUCUGACUGAUGGUAAUUAUUUUUUUAAAUCAUUUUGACUUUUAGCUCAUAUUUAUGUAUUCUUCUGAUAAAUACUUGGCCGGCUAAGUAGAAAAUUACUGAAGCCGAUCUGGCAUAAGCCCCAGUUUCCAACUAUCGCUAGUCAGGCUAUAGGCAUUAUUAUGACAAACACAUACAUUGUUAAUAAUCACUUGACAUUGAAUAUUAUGUAACAUUACAUUUAUGGCAGUGUUACACAGAAAAAAAUGCACCAAUAUAACUGUGUCUCUGCAGUUUGCUAGUUGGAGCAGAGCUUUUGACACAAAAACUUGGCAGUAGCUGCCAUGCUACUUUGCAUCGUGAGUUAGCUUCACUAACUGGCAUUGUCUUAAAGUUACUUACCAGCACAUGCUUUCUCAGAAAAAUGAAAAAAAAAAAAAAAAAAUGUAAAAAUGAAUGACUACACACAAUUAAAGAACUUGCAGGCGACUAAAAGUAGCCAGGCGUAGACUAUAUCCCAAUGUAACGGUGUAGAAGCACUUUUUUUCACCAUAAAUGUGACUGAGUAAGAGUAAAAAGUGUUCUACAAUAAAAUACUCCCAGAAGUUUUUUUUUUUUUUGCAGAAAAACAAAAACCCUACUCACGUACGUGUAACAGAGUAAGUGUAACGCGUUCCUGUUGUUUUAACCAAGCACAUAUUAGGACAGUAAAAAAUAACAUAUAUUGUUUCUUGAUUUACAAAACCCAGAGUAUCUACUAUGUUGUAUUUUAGUGUUGCCAUUUGUAUUUUUAUACUAUAAUUUCUACAACUAUUUCUUUACAGUGCAGCCUUUAUUUCAUUCCUCCCUCCAAUUACUAUCCUCCUUUUCUUAUGUCCUUUUUCUCUUCAUUCUAUCAUUGAAUUUACACUCUAAGGUGCUGUAGUAUCAUUCUGAAGUGCAAUUUUUCAGUGGAAGAGAGAGAGUUUCCUUUUUAAAUCAAAUCUAAAUAGAAAGAGCAAACAGAGAGAGCAUGUUUCGCUGUCUUCGUUUUUCUUUUUCCUUUUUUAAUUCGCUGUCAGAAUAUCCUGAUAAUGUCUGAGCAAAACUCUGAGGUGGUGUAAUAUCACGCUGAAGUGGUGGAUUCGCUUACAGCUGUGCCUGGUGUGUUAAGUUCCCGCUGUUACCACAGAGGUCAGGAGAGUUCAGCUAAUGUCUCCGUGCUGCUCCGUCUCCUCCUGUGAUCCUACUCCCGCUUUGGCUCGCAGUCUCUUUUACCUCCGCUCCGGGCUUUACCUCCAGCCUGUUUAGAUCAAUGGCUGCAUAUGCUUCCUAGCCACCCCCUCCCCACAGAAGAAACACAGACAGACAGAGUGGGUUCCAUUCUUUCUCUCAACUCAACAAGCCCCCUUCCUACCCUUCCCAUCCGUCCUCCACAGCAGACAGAGCAGACCUCCGGGAAGGCAGCGUGGAUUUUAACCAGUACUGCAUCUGGGUGAAUGGGAAGCAUCAGCAGAUGGAGACACGGCCUUCUUAGUUACUGGAAAUUAUUCCUUUCUAUAAAAGGAGGGAAGUGAUUAUCGUAUUUGUCGGUUUUGGAAAUUGCAUUUUUUCCCCUCCUUUUUGAGAUCCCAUCCCGAUCGGAGAUCAGGGUUCAUUUGGGGGAGAGGAUAGGCAAUUCUACCCCUAUUUCUCUCCUCCUCGGCAUCCUCCUGAUUUACCACACAGUGGAUUAUUAUUAUUUUUCUUCAUUUUGAUUGGCAGUUGGAUUGUUUGUACGAUUUGAAAAAAAAAGAAGACCUAACCCGGUAAUAGUCCUCCUUUCUGUGCUUCCUCGGGCUCAUCGGCUCCGGAGCAGAGCAGCAUGGAGCUGGUAAUGCUUCGAUGUACUGGUUAUGUCUGGGAGGCGCUGGGGUUGAUGAUGAGGAGGACCGCAGGGGUGUACCUGCUGCUGUUCUGCUGGGUGCUGGCAGCCCACUCCUUAGCGCAAGCCUCAGAUGCUUCCUCAUCUUCCUCCUCCUCACCAUGGCUUAGAGGUUUUGUAGACUUCACUUUCACCAUUGAACCUCAGGACAUGGUGACAGUACGAGGCAGUGUGCUACAGCUCGACUGCCAGGCGCACUCAGAUGUGGUGGAAAGACCUCUUAACAUCGCGUGGCGCAAGGAUGGAGUGCUGCUUAGUGCAGUGGUUGACGAGCGGCGGCGACAACUGGGUAAUGGUUCACUGCUGGUCCAGAAUGUAGUUCACUCGCGACACCACCGUCCUGAUGAGGGAGAAUACCAGUGUAUUGCCACGCUGGAUGGACUGGGAAGCAUUGUGAGCCGGACAGCAAGGAUCACUGUAGCGGGUCCACUGAAGGUGGUGGUCUCCACAGAGUCCGUGUCCUCUUAUGUUGGUGACACAGCCCUGCUGCGCUGUGAAGUCUCUGGUGACCCAAUGCCAGUCAUCCGCUGGCAAAAGAACAAAGAAGACCUGCUGCUAUCCUUAAACUCUGAUUCUCGUCUUGUGGUGCUGCCAUCAGGCUCACUGCAGGUGAGCCAAGUCCAGCCAACAGACUCAGCAACAUACCGCUGUCUGGCUGAGAACCCAGGCAGUACUAGGACAGGGGCGGAUGCAGAACUCAGAGUGCUCCCAGAACCCGAGAAGAUGAGGAACCUCCAGUUCCUACAACAUUCAUCCAAAGUAACAGCUCUGCUGGGAACAGAUGCUUUGCUGGAAUGUUCCGCCUCCGGAUACCCGACUCCAAGCAUCCAGUGGAGGAAAGGAGAAGAAGGGAUCCACAGUUGGAACAAAAAGUACUCUCUGCUGGGGGGCAGUAAUCUGAUUAUCAGGACCGUCACUGAUGAUGACUCUGGCAGUUACAGCUGUACAGCCACCAACAAGAACUACAACAUCACAGCACAUGCAGAGCUAAGUGUACUAGUUCCUCCACAGUUCCUGAACUACCCAACCAACACAUAUGCCUACGAGUCAACUGAUAUUGAGCUGGAGUGUGCUGUGACAGGAAACCCACAGCCAACUGUCCACUGGAUGAAGAAUGGGGAGGAAGUCAUCCCCAGCGACUACUUCCAGAUAGUGGAUGGCAGUAAUCUUCAGAUUUUGGGUGUGGUGAAGUCCGAUGAAGGAUUUUAUCAGUGUGUUGCUGAGAACUCUGCCGGCAGCUCACAGGCAAUGGCUCAACUGCUACUCCGAGAGCCAGUGCCCCCAAGCCCAGGCGUUGCCCUCCCCUCUGCCCCCCGCGACCUGGUCCCUGUCCUAGUGUCCAGCCAUUUUGUUCGACUCAGCUGGCGCCCACCAGAGAAGACCGGAGGAGCCGUGCAGACCUAUGGAGUUUAUUACUCCCAGGAUGGCACUGAGAGGGAGCGGUCAGUGAAUGUGUCAGAGCCAGAGUCUUUGGAAUUGACGGUUUCCAACCUCAAACCAGAGGAGACCUACAGCUUCAGACUUGUUGCUUACAACGACAUAGGGCCAGGAGAGAGCUCUGCCCCCCUCAAGAUCACCACCAAGCCUGACCUUCAGGUUCCCAGCAAGGCAGAGUCUCUCCGAGCUGGGGCUCUGUCUCCAACGUCUAUUCAGGUUAACUGGGAGCCACCCACCCACCCAAAUGGCCCUGUCCUGGGCUACAGACUGCUGUGGACUGAGAGCCCAUCCAGCAAGAAACAGGUGGGCACAGUGACUGAUACAGCUCCAUGCCCAUCAGCAGGAGUCUUUGUUCUGUCACAACUUCUUUGGAGGGUCAACAAUUUCACAGAGUACACGUUAGGUUUGGCAAUUACGAAUGGUACCACGGAGCGGUUGGCGAUUAACCGUUAUGGACCAGGGAGCGCCUCGGAGACUAUCAGUAUAACUACACAAUCAGAUGUACCCAGUGCUCCUCCACAGAACCUCACCUUGGAAGUUGUUCUGUCCAGGAGCAUUAAGAUAUCAUGGCAACCCCCACCCUCUCACUCCCAGAAUGGCAUUAUAAUUGCUUACAAGAUCAAGUAUAGGAAGACUGGUAGCCGUGGUGACCAGGAGGCCAUUGAACCCAACAACCUCUGGUACUUGUUUACAGGUCUAGAAAAGGGCAGUCAGUACAGUUUCCAGGUAGCAGCAAUGACAUCUAAUGGAACCGGUCCCUUCACUGACUGGCACACCACAGAGACGCCGGAGAACGACCUUGAUGAGAGUCAGGUUCCUGACCAACCAAGCUCUUUGCAUGUCAGGCCUCUAACCCACAGCAUCAUCAUGUCCUGGACUCCACCCCUCAGUCCCAACAUUUUGGUCCGGGGUUACAUUAUCGGUUAUGGAGUUGGAAGUCCAUACGCGGAAACUGUCAGGGUGGACACCAAGCAGAGAUACUACUCAAUAGAAAAUCUAGAGCCAAGCUCACACUAUGUGAUAUCCCUGAAGGCUUUCAACAAUGCAGGAGAGGGGGUUCCUCUGUAUGAGAGUGCUGUCACUCGAUCUCUGGCAGACCCCAUGGACCCAUCUGAGGAUGAUCUCUUUCACCUCUAUGAUAAAUACCCCACUCCCAUGCCAGACAUCAGCGCUCCCAUGAUCCCCCCAGUGGGGGUCCAGGCAGUGGCUCUGUCCUCGGACUCAGUCCGCAUCUCCUGGGCUGACAACUCCAUAACCAAGAACCAGAAGACAUCUGAAGUCCGGUACUACUCCAUCAAGUGGAAGACCAGCUACUCCACCAGUGGAAAGUACAAGUCUGCAGACACCACAGCGCUCAGCCACACUGUCACCGGUCUCAAACCAAACACCAUGUACGAGUUUGCUGUUAUGGUAACCAAAGGUCGCAAGUCAAGCACCUGGAGUAUGACUGCACACGCCACGACAUAUGAAGCGGCUCCUAGUUCUGCACCCAAAGAUUUGACAGUGAUUAGUCGUGAAGGGCGUCCUCGUGCCAUUUUGGUUAGCUGGCAACCACCUAUGGAGGCUAAUGGAAGAAUCACAGGUUACAUCCUGUACUUCACACUGGAUAAAAACAUGCCAAUCGAUGACUGGGUGAUGGAGUCAAUCAGCGGCGACCGGCUAACCCAUCAGAUAGUGGAUCUGCACCUCGAUACUGUAUACUACUUCAGAAUUCAGGCCAAAAACAGCAAAGGAGUUGGCCCUCUGUCUGAGUCCGUCCACUUCAGGACCACCAAAGUGGAACAUCCAGACAAAAUGGCCAAUGAUCAAGGAGGAGGAGUAGACCACACUUACUGGCCCUCUGACAACAACCUCAUUGACAGGAGCAGCAUUAAUGAGUCUCCCAUUGGUCAGAUGCGUCCACCUCAUGGCAGCGUCACACCUCAAAAAAACAGCAACCUCCUGGUCAUUAUUGUGGUUUCUGUGGGUGCCGUCACGUUGCUUGCAGUCGUCAUUGUGGUACUCAUCUGCACAAGACACUCCUCCGCCCAGCAGAAGAAAAAGAGAGCGAGCCACAGUGCCAAUAAGAGGAAGGGCAGCCAGAAGGACCUGAGGCCUCCUGACCUCUGGAUCCACCAUGAAGAGAUGGAGAUGAAGAACAUGGAGAAAGCUCCUAGUGUCGCCCCAUCUGGAAGAAAUUCACCCAUCCAGUCCUGUCAGGACCUCCCCCAGGUGGCACGUUGCCAAUCUGAGAGCCAGAUGGGCAGCAAAAGUAGUCACUCAGGAGCAGAUACUGAUGAAGUGUCCAGUAGUAUCUCCACUCUGGAGUGCUCGCUGGCUGCCAGACGGGGAACACGAGGCAAAAUGAUGAUCCCUAUGGACUCACAGCCAAGUAACACACCCAUGGUGAGUGCCAUCCCAGUGCCAGCUCUCGACUCCUCUCAGUAUCCUGGUAUUCUGCCUUCACCUUCCUGUGGCUUCACUAAGACCAAGUUCAGCCUGAAACCAAUGCCUUUUCCAAACCUGACUGUGGACAGAGCAUACCCACCAGACACCUCCAGCAGUCCCCUCCUCCAGCAGCAGCCUUCUCCUCAACAGACUACUCCGCUCCUCCUCGGUUCCUCUGCCCUGCCCGGGGAGCACGUUCCCACGGUUGGCCCAGUCCCGGGUGCCUCUGCUGCCACCACUGCCACUGAGGAGGCCCUCGCAUGUAACAGUCAGAACAUACCCACAGCCUGUAUAAGGCCGACGCACCCACUACGGAGCUUCACCAACCCUCUGCUGUCGCAACCUGUUGGGACAAUUGAUCCCAAAGUGCACAUUUCUGUAAUGCCGCAGUCUAGUGCAAGCCACCCCACACCCCAGGUGAAGACGGCUUCUGUGGGCCAGGCCAAUAAAGCUCGCUCUCCUCUUCUGCCUGUUUCAGUACCUACAGCACCAGACCUAUCAGAAGAGGAAAGAACGAAACUAGCAGAGGAUUCAGCCACCAACGUUUAUGAACAGGAUGACCUGUCAGAGCAGAUGGCCAGUCUAGAAGGGUUGAUGAAGCAACUCAAUGCCAUUACCGGCUCUGCCUUUUAACUUCUAACCCAAUCACAUCUGUGAAGGUUCUCUGUCAUCCAGGUCAUGGUACCUGCUACCUGUUUUGUCAUUCUGGGUUUUAGGAUGCCUUCAUGGAAUCAGACUUCAGUUUGGGCUGGGUUGAAUUUUUUUUGUUUGUUUGUUUGUUUGUUUGUUUGUUUUUUGGUUUCUACUGAUUUCAUCUAGUAUCUACUGGAAACCGGACAUGCAUACUACAGCACCACCAUAUCAACUGGACUAAUGUUGAGGGGCUUCUUAGAGAAGUAAAACUGAAAAAAAAAACCCUUCAAACUCAAACACUAAAACUAGAAAAACUCAAUGAUUAAUGUCUCAACUCAGUGAUAUGGGAAGAAGGAAUUAUCAAAGCAACAGAAGAUAAAGAGACCCCUUCUGUUUCUCUUAUUUGUGGUAUUUAUUAGUACCCUCCUCUUGAGUUCUCUGCUCAGUUACUGUGACUGUACCUCAUUUAUUUUUCAUGAUCACUGUUAGAAGUGCUCAUUUUGUCUUUUGUUUUAGUUGUUGUUUGAUAUCCCAGAUUUCUAAGUCUACAGGAUGUGUAAAUGGUUUGAAGAAUUAAACAGAACCUACAGUGGGAAACAGAAAACUCAGCCACCAAAGUUCCACUCAACUAUUUUUUGUGGUUCUGAACCUGCGUGUUGUGGCAGCGUGAGGUGAUCCUCUCCAGGAUUUCUUUUCUAUUUUCUUCAGUAACUCUUUAGUACCUCUCUCCAGCAAAGCGGUAUGACGUCACAGAACCAGCCAUCAUCCAUAACAUGUGUAGCCAUUCCACCUCUUUGAUCUUGAGAUAAAAAAAUAAACUUAUUAAAAUUUUGAGGAAUCUGUAAGACUGAUCUUUAUUAAAACUUCAAACUGCAAAGGCUAUGAUGCUUCUCUUUAGGUCACGUCAUUACUCUCUAUUACCUAUAAAGACUUAUUUCAUUCUCAUCCUGGAAAGCUUGUUUUUACUUUCUUUGCUUUUGCUGGUCUAAGUACAUCUCUGUUCCAAACAUUGACUGGAAAUCUGAGAAAGUUAUUGUCUUUACAUAACAAAUGUUAAUUGAAAUCUGGAGCUGGAUUGAUGAGACCAAUGACAUCCUAAACUAAAGUCAUUUUUGUCUUUACCAUGAACGUGUUGACAUGAACAAAUUCCUAUAGACUCUUUAACUUGACUCAGUUUGUCAUUAUGUAUGAUGUAUUGUAUACAUAUCAAAUUAGAUAUUAGAUUCAGUGCAGUGUUGCACACUGUUUAGAGAACUAAAGAAAGGCUCUGUUCCCAGAAAGGAAGUGUACAAAAGAUUAGUAAAGCUUUUUACCGAUGUUCAUGAUCACAAGACAAUUAUUCUUGGAUCGAGGUCUAAAUUAUCAUAAGAUAAUAUCACAAAAACAGAUAACAGUUUGUUAUUUUGAGAUAACAAGAUUAAGCUGUAUACUACAGUAUGAUAUUCACAACAAGCCACAAGAAAGCUCGAUCAUCUAUUGAGAAGGUGUUACAGCUACACGAUUUUGUUAUUAUUACUGUGGAACAGUUAAGGCUAAUGAACUCUAAUGUUUAAAAUUCAUUUUUGACUUUUUAAAUAUUUCAGUAUGUACUUGGCUGAAUGUGUGUUGUGUUUUUACAUGCUUUUGAUGAAUUCAUAUUUAUUUUUCGUAAAAAGAGAACACUCACAUAUGUCUGUCAGCCACAUGGGAAAAUUGUAAAACAGACAGCUUCAUUUCAGAAGGUUUUUAUACAAAAGAGAAAAAACAUAAACGCAUAAUGCAUAUUUGACAAAGUAUAUUUUUGCAUUUGCAUUGUGUUUUUACGAAUCAUCUUCUACACAGAGCUAAACAUAGCAAAAAUGUUUUACUUACAGCCAUUAAGUACAUCAAACUGUGAAAUUCAUUCAAAAUUCCAUGAGUAAUUGGUCUUAAUGUAAGUGGGGUGAAGCAAACGUGUUACAGUGGGGCAACUGAACCUUCAGAAUUUGUGUUUCCACAUGAGGUCAAGAACACAGUGCAAAGACCACAGGGUUAGUCUUUCAGAUCAACCAGAUUUGGAUUGAGAACUUGAACCAGAAUGAGAUAAGAUGUGUUAGAGAUGUUUUUUCUUCUCUACAAAACUCCUGACAAGCAGAAAUGACAUAAAAACUCUUAAGAAAUUACGCAUUUCAUUCGUUAGAAUCAUUAUAGACGCUUAUUUUUAGUGCAUUGACCUUAAUUUGACUAACUUUGCAUUAACAAAGCAAAUGUUGAGUUGACUGCUUCUAGCAAACAUGUGAGGGAUGGCUACAGCAGUUAGAUCACACCAAAUAUGUGGGGUAAUGGUUCACCUGACCAUGGUGUCUAGUGACUGAAUAAUGAUAAACCAACUACUUAAAACUGCUUCAGACAGAUGAUCCAUGUCAAUUGUCGUUUGUUUAGUUUUACUUUAGUACCAUUACAUCAUGUGUCCAGGGGCCAGGACUAUUCCAAAAACAGUCAUAGAUGCCCUAAAAUUGAGAUUGAUAUUUUGGAGUAACCCCCUGAACCAUGCUUUUGAGUUUGUAACAAAAGAACUCAACUAAUACUUACAUGGCAUCACACAUACUUGUCAUCUAAACUUGUGUUGAGGCUUUGCUGGACUAUUUGCAUCUAGUAUUUGUACCAUAACAUGACACAUGUUUGUUUUUUUGCCUAGAAAACUUUAGUAAGUUCUUAUUUAACCGUGAUGGUCUAAUAACCGUAAGGUAAAGUUACUGUUUCUUUCAACCAGGUCAAUUUUCCAUUGAUGUGGUUUUAAACGCAGGAACUAGUCACCUGAAAUGGCCACUAUGCCACUAAGAUACUAAGGAUAUUUGCUGGUUGAACUGGUUACUGAUGUAUUCCUCCACAUAUGCCAGAUUAUUUACAUGUGUGAACUUAAUAUUUCUUCUGUUCUCAUCCAAGACCAUCAUGGAGGUUUUCCAACUCUGUUAUCAACAAGUCCCAUCUUUGCAGCAAAGGUAUUCCUCCUCAGUCAGGAGUAGAAUUCACCAGAACAGUUUCCGAACAGUUGGCCUAGUAUUUCACUGUGUUCUGUUGUCUGUCUAUAUCAUUAUCAUUCUCUGUCUCUUUCAUUUGAUUUAGCUCAUUGUCUGUGUACUCUAAUAAAUAAGGUUGACCAUCAAACUGGAA